Folsomia candida is the source of this 5783-nucleotide messenger RNA. Its product is annotated as proteoglycan 4. Lineage: Eukaryota; Metazoa; Arthropoda; Collembola; Entomobryomorpha; Isotomidae. Bases 692 to 5569 code for a protein of 1625 amino acids. The transcript has 20 exons. The record is from RefSeq and is a predicted model, not a curated record.
CUUUGUGAUGUGGUGUUGACGCAAGGAAUUAACCAUUGUUCGAUUUACUUGGUUCCGUAACAAAUUCAUACAUACAUACACUAAAAUUAAAUGCAGCAAAGUGUGGAUACAUGGACGGUAUUAUUCUGCGCAAUAAUGUUCAUUCUGAUCAGGCUAAGAAGAUGACCUGAAAUGUGCUAUCUACAUAUUCCCCAAUCCGCCAACCUGGAUUACUUUCCUGUGCAGAUACCCCCGAUUUUGCUAAAUAAAAUCCGCUCCCACUUGUGCCAAUCUUAUCUCCGUUGUUGAUACGGCCACACCAAUGCAACCAUCAGCAAUAUUAUCAUCAACAUCAACUCAAUUACCUUCGUCGUCGUCGAUAAUGAGCAUCAGAGGUAGCUCACAACCCGUCACCCAUUUUAACCCUGAUAUGUAUGUACAUAUGUAAAGGUGAUGGUGGUGAUCUUUUUGUUUGGUAAUUAUAUUUGGUCGUGCAUCAUUCACACCAACGCCAGUUAUCUGCAUUUACAAAGGAUGAAUGAGUCAGAGCACUUUUGUCGUUUGUAAAAAUUUUAUUUUGUUUCUUUAAAGACUUGCAAAGACCACGAGUCUUGCUUUGAAUGCAAAUUGGGUUUAAUUACCAAGUGAAAGUCAAACAAACUCAUUAUUUAGUGCUGGCUUUAAAGUAAUAUAGCUCACGUACGACGGCAAAAUGGGACUGUUUGACUGCGUGAGUGAUAACAGUGGCAAGUACCCUGUCAAAGCCCAGCACAGGCAUCAAGCUCCGCUAGAAAGGGGCAUGUCAGGCCGAAGGUCGAUGGGAAUUUUUGCAUCCAACGCCAGUCUCAAAGGAAAGGACACCAAUUUUUGGAGACAUCGGCUCUUGUGCUUCCUGUACAAGGGAGAGGGCCGAGAAGAUGUGGGAAGCCUUCACAUGCCACUAAAACAGAUGGGUUACACUACAAUUGGAGAUUUUAUUAGAGACAUUCCAGCCGAAGUUUACGAACCCUACAAAGCUCAGUUAAAUCCUGACACUACUUUGCGGAAAGAUUAUAAAGUGAUUUGGGAGCGAGACGGUAUUGCAGAGCCAGGUAUAAUAAAAUGGGAAGGCUCCAUUGAGGGUCAGCGAUGUAUGGGGUUGCAACUUGACCGGAAAAAAGCUGUCCCCUUUGGAAUUGUCGACGGCAAGGGCUUGUUUUAUUGUAAACCUGGUCAUCGUGCUUUGGUGUCAGUCGAUGAGGUUUUUGCUUACAAAGCAUUUCUCAGGCAAUUCAUAGGUCUGCCUCCAAGGAAGGAUUCCAUGCCACUCAAUCUUCUUCCAGGACGGUCUGCAGUUAGAGUGGCCGUAGCAAAACGGUACAAGCCAGGAGAUCGGGUUCAUUUGCCAACUGAAGGCAAAUGGGCUACCAUACUUUGGACAGGUCGCAUUGAUGAUGAGUGGGUGGUGGAUCUCGUAUAUGACCCAGAAAAACCUACAAGUGGUAAAAUUGUUUCCCCAGAUGAACCUUAUAUGAGUAGGUCACUGUCAAUGGCUGAAUUUAUUGAUGAGCUCGGUCCUAAAGAUGAGAAAUCAGGAAGUCAGUCGCGUAGCCAAAGUAGUCCAACCCCUCCACGACAUGUGCCCCCACCACCUCCGACAACACCACCCCCCAAAUCACCAGAUUUAGAGGAUGAAGUUUUUAUUGCAUUAAAAGAAAAAGUAGUCGUAUCACCGGGUAAAACAGGGACCCCAAAAAGACCUCCACCACAACAACAAUCUGACGAUGAUCAUGAUAAUUCGGGAUCAGAGAGCCAACUUUCCGAGGGUGAUGAUGAUGAGGAGGAUUCUGCCACCGAAGAAAGUGACCACAGUGAAUCGGAUCACGCACAUUCCGAACAUGCAAUUGAACUAGCGAGGAGAGAUGAGGAUUCUCGUUCUGAGACUGACGAGGAAGAUGAGACUCAUUUGCAUAGGGCUCACAGUGAACCAGGGCAAGAUCUCUACAAAUUGGAAUCUAAGCAAAAAGCAGAGGUACAAAAAGGAUUAGAACAAUUAGAACAGGCUCCAUUGAAAUCAAAACCAACCCACAAACCAAUGUUCAAUUUGGCUUCACUUGGUCGCAAGAAAAAAACAAAAGAAAAGACAGAACCAAAGGUUCAAGUCGUCGCACCAGUUUUGCAAAUUCAUACAUCACCCAAACGAGAAUUUGGAUUUUUCUCCAAGAACAAGUCCAAAAGCAAACAAAUCGUUGAACCAGAAAGUGUAAUAAAAAGGUUGGGCAGUUCAGAAAGUCAAAGCAAAAAUAGUCCAGCUGAUGAGCCAUCGUUCAUGAGAAAGGACAGAAGUCCAAGCCCUGUUCAUCGGAGACCUGAUAAAGUCCGGCUGUCUAGUGACGAUCACCACCGCGAACUUCCUGUUGAUGUUCCAUCGACGGUUAUUAAGUCGCCUAAAAGGUCUGUGACAGAGACCAUGAAUGAAACGUUGGUCAGACCCAGUGCCAAUCAGACACAAUUGAAUCUAGCAUCACCACAAAGAAAAAAUGAUGUUGCACCAACGUCAAGCAAUGUUCAACCCACCCGGAAACACAGCUCUGAUUCAUUUGAAGAAAGCAGCGAGGAGGAGUCCGUUCAAACCAACGGGAACAACAAAGAAGACGUCCCUGUUUCCUUGCCCUUAGUCAAGAAUAAGUUUUCUGAACAACGACAAGGGUCAGACCAAGAUUCAGACACAACGCCUCCAUAUUCACCUGCAAUUAAGGAUGUUGGAUUCAAGUUUAGUAAACCAGCAACGAAGGAAAAUAAGAGUCCAUUUCGAUCGUUUGGAGGCAUUUUUUCCAAACAAGCGAAGCCACUUCCUCCAAAAGAUUACACCACUCAUCCUAAGCCUCCAGUGAGAAAUGAGUCUUUAGAACAACAGGACAAUCCUGCUGACACGGAUUCUAUAAGUCAUGCAAGCGAAGAUUCGAGACAAGACCAGGUUGGAAGGAAAUUGAGUAACGAAAAUGGACAGAGCAGUUUCUUUCGUAGAAAACCUAAAAGACAAUCUAACAUUGAGCCAACGCCGAUGCCAACUGCGACCACAAAUGAUGUAACUAAUAAUCCAAGUGAUGAAUUAUCUUCAACUGAGCAAAUGGGGGAUCAAGAGUUCCUAGUUCUAGAUUCACUGGAGGUGAAGCAUGAUGACCAACAACCUCCUUGGAAUAGUCCACCACCUCAAUCCACACCCGAUGCCAACACCCCGAAAAGAAAAGGCAGCAAAGGAAAAACCUUUAGCUUUGGGUUUUCUUCUUCCAAAAAACAAAAGCCAACGACUACACACGAUGAUAUCACAAAAGACUCAUCUUUCGAGGGUGCAGAAAUGGUAGCAGUGAUCGAGGACACUCCGCGUUACCCUACAGAACCAAAAUCUAAACCCAAGAGCUCCCUGAGAGAUAGUUUCACAAGAACUUUCUCUUUCACAAAAUCCAAGGGAUCAUCAAUGGAGAGACGAGAUAGUUUGGGGGACAGACUAGAGAGACGUCCUGACUCCUUGUACAUUGAUAACAAUGAAGCCCUUGGUGCCACAAAUAUAUCUCGGCCAAAGUCAAAAUCAGCCUCCGUUUUGGUGGAUAUCCAGCCAUGGAAUGAUCGAAGAGGUUAUAAAUCAGAAAUUCAUGACAUAUAUGAUUCACAGGACGAAUCCCCACAUAGCCCAGGCUCACCAAGGUCUGUGCCAGCCUUACAGCCAAAACAACCAGAUCCAACAAUUCCAAAACAUAGAAUAUUUACGACACCAAUUGGAUUGUUUGGAUUUGGACACAAGUCAAAUGAUGAGACAACUCAGAAGCCGAAAAAGAAAACAUCGUUCAAAGAGAGCAAACUACCAAAACCAAUAAGGUUGUCGACUUCCAAUGAGAGUCGGGACGUUCCAUCGCCAGUAAUAACAGUGAAACCAACCACCUUGCCAAAACCAGUUUCACGACCAACUCCUCCAUCUCAACCUCCCCCACCAAUUCCAACUUCCGAUGAACCCCUCACUCCAUCUUCUCAUAACUUGAAAUCUGCCAUGAAACAAAGAAAAGAAAUUGACGCCAUUCCUAAAGGAGUGAAAAUCGGGGAUCGUGUUAUUUGGUACAACGGAGCCACGCGAACGCCAAUUCCAGGAUUUGUAAAGAAGUUGUAUAAAGAUGGGACCGAUAAGUAUACCGCAGUGGUAAAAUUUGACCGAGUCUUGACAUCUGAACCUUUGACACUGGCGAGAGAAGGCGAUGACUAUGUGAUCACAGUGGAAGAAUUGAUUACACCCGAAAUACUAGGGCUGCCUUUAUCCCCCUCAGCCGACUCUCCAAAACAACAGCAGAAUUUCCAAGAGCCCGUUGUUGCCCAUCCCCAAUCCGUAGAUCCAAUAGAAAUUAACCAGGAGCCAUCAGCUAUCGAUGAAGAAUGUAAGUCUCCCACAGUAAGGUUUGUUCCAAGCCCAGACCCUCCCGUGACACCAGUCCCCGAGAUCAACAUUGAGCUGGCAAGUCCAGUAUCACCGUCCGGAGACGAAGAUGCUGACAGAAUUCCUCCUCCCUUCCAAGAAGAAGAGGUUGAAGUUGCAUGUGGUGUACGUCGUGGAAUCCCAUCCAGAGAUAGAACCUGUUGUGUUGAGACAAUCCUAUUUGCCAUGUUUUAUGCCACCAACACUUUCGACACGAGUUUGUUAUACGGCAGUAGUUUCGAACAGGACAAAAUGGCUCGGGAUAUUAGAAUCCUGUUGAGGGAUGGCAUUGUCCAUCCGUUAAGGCAAUCAGGUUAUUGUGAAUGGGUUGCAGUUCGACAACUGAAGGAGUUGCUUCAAAACGCCAGCCCUGACUUUAACUCGAUAAACAGUGACGCAGAGGUUAUGACACUCGUUUUGUUCGACCGUGCCUUGAAGGUGGGAAAAUUCAUCAGCUAUUCGAACGGUAUGACAGACUAUAUGCAUCAACUGGUACUGGAUCCUAGAGACCUCUGCAAAAGUGGCACCGUGCAACAGCUUUUGGAAAACAGCUUGACAAUUAUGGAAAGCUCCAAAUUUAAAACGCCUCCAAGUCCAGCCCUUAUUAUAGAAAUUCCACGCAAUUCAGAUAAACUGGUACAUUAUGAAGCCGUCAUUCCGAAUUUGACUAUUAAUGUGUCCCAGUUUUUGGAAAAUGGGCCACGACUAUGCAUUUGUGGGAUGGUUGCAACGUACGAGUGUUUGCAAUGUACACAUAAAUCCAGUGACAAAGCCUUAGUCUACUGCGACAACUGUGCAUCUCUUUCUGACCAAAUUCAUUUCCAACUUGCCCACGAUUCUUCUUUGGUCGAAAUCAUUCAAACUGCCUAUUCAAUGGACUUGGUGGCCGUUAUUUGCGUGAAAGCUGGUCAUUACACUUCAUUCGUCAAGUGUGGUCUAGAGAGAGCAUCUCCCUGGUUGUUUUAUGACGCUGCUGAAAUUGACAACCCAAAAGUUUCACUGGAGCAAAAUUUGGGGAUGUGGAUCGAUAGGCUGGAGAAAUACCCAGGAAAAUACAAUGAGGCGUUUGUACAUCCCCUACUGAACCAUUUUUUGUCGAAUAUUCAUAUUUGCAUUUACAAGCCCAGAGAAAAGAGUUCAUUGGUCUAGUUAUUUCUCAUUCGUCUGAUGAAAAAUAAUCGGGUCAUUUGUACACAGUUGUUAUUUAUUAUUACACUACACAAGCUGUACUAUUUUUAUUAUGAGUACAAGUUAUGUUUUUUGUCGAUUCACUUCUUUGUAUUUCUACAUGCUUUAUAAUUUGAUAACGAUAUAUGCACAUAAAUAUAAUACGAAUAAAACACACAUGUUCUUAUUGGCUGAA